Molecule: messenger RNA, 614 nt
Organism: Cyprinodon tularosa
Lineage: Eukaryota; Metazoa; Chordata; Actinopteri; Cyprinodontiformes; Cyprinodontidae
Product: (2R)-3-sulfolactate dehydrogenase (NADP(+))-like
Exons: 5
Coding region: 57-542 (161 amino acids)
Molecular function (GO): oxidoreductase activity
Source: RefSeq, a predicted model, not a curated record
AGCAGCAGCGGAGGACAAACAAGCAGCGAAGCUUUGGGAGCGCAGAGCGGGACAGUAUGCAUCGGUGUGUCAUCAGCCAGCAGGAGGUGCAAAGCUUCAUUGAGAGGUGUUUAACGGCGGUGGGGGCCAAACCCCACCAUGCCAGAAGCCUGGCUGAGGUGCUGGUAACAGCGGACUGCAGGGGCCACUACAGCCACGGACUCAACAGGAUGGAUAUGUACCUGAAGGACAUCCAGACAGGAAUCUGUGCAGUAGAAGGGGAGCCGCUGGUGGAGAAGGAAAGUGCUGCCACAGCGCUGGUGGAUGGGAAUAACCUCCUGGGACCCGUGGUGGGAAACUUCUGCAUGAAACUGGCCAUUAAAAAGGCCAAAGAGGUUGGAAUAGGCUGGGUGGUGGCACACGGCUCUAACCAUUUUGGAAUAGCUGGAUACUAUUCAAUGCAAGCGCUGAAAGAAAACAUGAUUGGAAUGUCCUUCACUAACACCUCUCCGCUGGUGGUUCCCACACGCGGCAAAGAAGUAAGUUUAUCAUUUCAUAAAUAAAGCCGCUGAUCAGGCCAGGACUAAUGCUGCCUUCAGACCGCAGCAAAGAAGCUUCUGCUGCUUCAUCUCUGA